Blepharisma stoltei is the source of this 2816-nucleotide messenger RNA. The record is from the annotation of a GenBank genome assembly. Lineage: Eukaryota; Ciliophora; Heterotrichea; Heterotrichida; Blepharismidae.
AUGAGCGAAAGAGAAGCUGAACUAGAAUCUCAGCUUUUAAGCCUCCAACAAGAAUUUGAAGAGUAUUUUAAAAUUAGAUUUCAAGCCCAAUCUAAGGAAUACGAAGAAAUCCUUGAAGCCGAAGUAGCAGAAAAAGAUGAAAAAAUCCAUAAAAUUUCAAGGAAGCUAGAAGACAUAGAAGAUGAACUUAAAGAUUACAAAGAAAAAUACAAGAAAAAUGAGCACGAACUCACAAAAAAAUGCGAAGAGGUCGACAAACUUAAAAGACAGCUUAAAUCUCAUGAAGAUCAAAAGCGCGAAUUAGAACAUUUGAAUGACCAAUGGGAACAAUCAGCAAGAAUUUUAGAAUUUUCCAAACAAGACUUAGAAGAGAAGCUCUACCAAGCCGAAGAAAACGCGAUUCUUUAUAAAGAAGAGCUAGAUGAAAUCACAGUUUCAAAAGAAAUCGAACUUCAAAGAUUAAGAGAUGAGUGCAAAGAACUAAAACAAGAAAUCAGCACCCUUGUAGCUCAGCAUGGAGAUACAAAUAAAAUUUUGGAACUUGAAAUAGCUUUAGAAAAGGCGACAAAGCAGCAAGAAAACUAUAUAGUAAUUGCCCUAGGAUGGCGCUAUCUUCCGCCAUCCUCGGGCAAUUCAAAAAUGGCCCCAUACCGGGAAUUGAACCCACGUGUGGGGCCAUUUUUGGUUAGUGGAGAACAUCGACUUCACGCACACCAAAAAUGGCCCCACACGUGGGUUCAAUUCCCGGUGUGGGGCCAUUUUUUUUAAAUUGCCCGAGGAUGGCGCAAGAUAGCGCCAUCCUCGGGCAAUUACAAUAACUUAAAGCUAGAAAAUGCAAAAAGUUCGUUACCAAGUUCUCGGUUCUCUUCACGAAGAGUGUCUGCUGAUACUACUAUUCCUGCUUUGUCUGAAGGAAACCAUAUGCUGAAAGUGAUUGUUAGGGUUAGACCGAUACUUGAGCUUGAUUCAAGCAAGGCUUCAUGUAUUAUAUGCGAUAAUAAUACUUUAUUUUUAAGCAUGCCAACAUCAAGGACUCGAGGUCGUGUCUCAGUCAAUUCCCAGAAGAAAUAUGAGUUUUCUAAGAUUUUUGACCAAAAGUCUACAAUUUCGGAAGUGUUUCAAGAAGCAUAUGAUUGUAUAGAGCAUGCUUCUUUUGGAGGAAGAUCUUGCAUUAUAGCAUAUGGCCAAACUGGCUCCGGCAAGACUUAUACAAUGAACGGAAUUAUCGAGCAGUCUUUUUACGCCUUAAAAAAACUCCUAGAAAAUGAAAACAUCAAAGUUACCAUGCAUUGCAUUGAAAUUUAUAAUGAACAAGUUAAAUUAAAUCUUUAAAUUGGUCAUAAGCGGGCAACCCACUAACCUUUGCAUUGUCUUGGCUACAAAAAACUAGCCUACACGGACCUUGGAGUUCAAAUGAGAAAAAUGGAAGGCUGCCUUUUUGAAUUUCCUAUCUGAACCACCUGCUCAAGGGAUCAGCUUCCUAGGGCAGAGCCAUCAUCUGUAGAGUGCCCGGUGGUUCCGAUAAGGAAAGACCAUGUGAUAGGCAAAACCUGUCUAGCUCAUCUUGAAGGGACAGGAAAAAAUUCGAAGGAGAAGCAAAACUUCCCUCUUUGACAAGGCAUCCCUAAAUUUCAGAGCUUGCUUCAAAAGUGGCAGAGCCCUAUUUUCAGCUUCACCGGGAUGGGUCAUACCUGCUCCACAGGGAGUGCGCCCGGAGUCCAUCUUCCAUCGACAUCACCAUUUAUUUCUAUGGACAAGUUAGGAAUCUCUUAACUGAUUUGCCUUUGAGCAAGAAUUGAAAUGAUAUUGUUUCUAUAGCAGAAAUCGAGCUGCAAAACGAUUGGGUUUCCCAUGGUCUCUCUUUGAUUGACCAAACAUUAAAAAGAAGAGCCACACGGCAAACUAGCUCAAAUGAAUUUUCCUCAAGGAGCCAUUUAAUAUAUACUUUGAAGAUAAUGAGCGGAAGAGAUACCGGCAUAAUCCAAUUUGUUGAUUUAGCAGGGAGUGAAAGAUUAAUAAAAAGCAGUGUAACUGGUGAAAUGCUGAAAGAAACUCUUCUAAUUAACAAAUCGCUAUCUGCUUUGCAAGACGUAAUUGGAGCCUUAGAGAGCAAGCAAAACCAUGUACCGUUUAGAAAUUCAAUUCUCACAAGAAUUCUCCAGCCAACUUUAGGAGGAUCUGAAAGUAAAAUUACUUUUAUUUUGAAUUGCAGUCCUUCAGAAUCCUGCUCAAACGAAACAGCUUCAACCUUGGCCCUCGGGCUAAGGCUUCAAGUGCUAGACUUUGGAUUUCUAAUCAGAAAAAAUCUUAAUUGUGAAGAAAUCGAAAGAACACUCAAGCUUCUAGAAAAAGAAAGGGCGGAAAAGAAUACAAUAUCAAGAAGACUUGAUAAAGUAGAAAGAGAUUUAGAAAGCUACCAAUAUGCCCUAAAGGAUAGAGAAGUCAAGAUGGGGAUUUUGAAUACGAAAUAUAAGCAGAAAGAAAAAACAUUCCAGGAUGAAAUAACGAAGCUCAAAAAAGAAUUAGUGAAUUUAAAGGUGCAGCAGGAUGAGACUAAUAAAAGAUUAAAAACAAUUGCAGCUAAGGCAGAAAAUGAAAAUAUUUUUAAAAGUAAAGCUGCACAGCUAUCAAGAAAUAAAGAUGAACAUGUUAAAAGAAAAGGCAGUAUUAGUCCUUCUGCUUUAACUCGGCCGAGCUCAAAUCCUCCUGAAGAUGUUCGAUACCAAAAAUCGCAAACACCGUCUAGGAUCCCCCAGCCUAAGCUUUCGUUUAUAAUUUCUGCCAAUUCUAUCAAAGAUAAUCAGCUGGUUUCAUAG